AUGAUGAUGCCCGCGUUGUCGACGACGAGCGACGAAAAGAAAGUCUCGUCCGCGCUCGAGAAGAAGCGGCUCUACAACAAGCACCGGAAUCGUGCGCUCCGGCGGCUGGAAGCCGAAGAAAAGACGCACUUGACACGCCAGAUAGAGCAACUCGAGGCCACGAUGGCUCACUUGCACGACAAGCAGCCGGCGAGCGCGCUCACGUGGCGUGAGAUCGCCGCCGUCUUUGUCGCCGAGCUCCGCGAAAGCCAAGCGCAGGCUUCGAGCCUCCGCGUCCGCGUCCAGCGCUACGUUGCCACGCGCGAGGCACUCGAAGCGUGGUGUCAGCACAUGCCGACAGGCGCCACAAAUCUGCUCGCCCACGACGAAGCGCGCCAGAUUGCGUUCGACUGGAUUGGCCAGCGCCUCUUGCACAACGUGCCAGCGGUGCUUUUAAGCGUCGACGCACGGCCACUACGCAGCGACGGCCGUCGCACGGUCGUCGAGCCAUCGGGGAACUCGUACCAGAUGACCACGUGGAGCGACCGAGUCGAGCGUACAGCACUUCACGCAGUCGCCAAGGGCCUCUACGCCGUCCACUUUCAAGCCGACGGCGCUGCGAUUCUGGACACGCCAGGCACCAACAUGGUGUACCUGCAGUCGCCCUCGACGUUUGGGGCGCUCCGAUCGCAGCCUUUUGAAGAGAACGUGCUCGUGUGUCAAUGGGCCAUCGAUGACGCACGCUACGUCGUGUGUGCGCAGAGCAUUCUGAGCGACGCGCUGCAUCGGCCACGUCCUCUGGCGCAAAACUGGACAAGCUGGACGAUCGCCGACCGCGUGGACGCACAGGUGACCCGUGUCGUGCGGUGUCUGACAAUGGGAGGGUUGCGCACCGGGGACGGCGCGCCGGUGCCGUUUUCGCUCGAAGAGCCAGAAAUUGCGAAUGUCCACCCGAGUCAGCAGUGGACCUCGCUCGUGCAAGCGAGAAUGGCCUACGCGCAGCACCUCGAGGCGCAUCUAGAAGCGCUUCUCCAGCGCGCGCUGGCCCGCAGCGGCUAG
Molecule: messenger RNA, 1038 nt
Organism: Saprolegnia parasitica CBS 223.65
Lineage: Eukaryota; Oomycota; Saprolegniomycetes; Saprolegniales; Saprolegniaceae
Exons: 2
Coding region: 1-1038 (345 amino acids)
Source: RefSeq, a predicted model, not a curated record